Tribolium castaneum (red flour beetle) is the source of this 2527-nucleotide messenger RNA. RefSeq lists its product as uncharacterized. The record is from RefSeq and is a predicted model, not a curated record. Bases 304 to 2037 code for a protein of 577 amino acids. NCBI's taxonomy places the organism in Eukaryota, Metazoa, Arthropoda, Insecta, Coleoptera, Tenebrionidae. The transcript is spliced from 6 exons.
GCCCCACAAACGCGCGAGAGCGAGAGGCGGCGUCCCGACGUGCGUUGCUUCGCUCACUUUUCGAAACAAAUUCGAAUCGGAUCCGACUCAAAGUUAGUCAUGUUAGCGGGGUCGAAAGCUGCGCUCUGUGAUUGGUCAAAUUGCCAAAAACCAACCACCUUGGAGCGAAAAUGGUGAUUUUCAACGGUGUAAACAGUUAAAAUCAGUGACAAAUUUAAAUAAACGUGAAAUGGUUGUGUGUGAAGUGUUUAUUUACGGAUUUCGACGUUUCGUGUUUUUGAACGAUUAACAGAAAAGCGAGUUAUGUCGAAAUCGAUGAACAUGCUGAGAACCAGAAGACGGGAUAAUAACGUUAAACCGAACCGAAGGGAUACACGUGUUCGCAGGUUGGAUCGGAAAUCCUCCAGAGGAAUGAUCUACGAAAACGAAGAACUUAGGUUAAGGACCAUCAAUAUCAAUGCCGAAAUUGAAAGAGGUCAGUACGACAUAAAAAAAUUAAAACGUGAAAAUGAAAUGCUCAAAAAAGAAAUCUGGUGUUUGCGUGACGAAUACGACAAACUCGACAAACUCCUCAAGGAAAAAGAAUACGAAUUUUCCUCCUCCUCAACCACCUGUAGUACCAGCGAUUCUGAAAGUUGUAGCACAUGCAGUGAAGAAUCGGAAGAAGUUGAAACGUCGCAAAACCUCGAAAACGUCCAAAAAACCAACAUGAAAAACCUCCACUCGGAAUUCGACCAUUUAUCGGUCGUUCCGGAAGAAAACAGUACCGAAAAUUCCGACAAAAGCUCGCUUCAAGAAAAUAUUAUUAAACCAGACCAGACUUACGAAAAAUCAAACACUUUACCGAACCUCCAACCGAAAAAUUUUUUCUCGCCCAUUACGAUAAGUAAAAGUGAUGAUGAAUUUUACACCGAGAAAGUGGUGACCACUAAUGCGAGCAAUUUUUACCAGAACAUGGUUCUAGUGCCGAAAAGUGAACCAUCGGUGGUACCAUCAAUGGGCAAAACCACGACUGAUUUAUUGGUAAAAACUGACAAUCACCCCUUUGAUGGUACCCCCAGUAGGAGCACUUUCAGCAAUGGAGGGAAUUUAGAAGAACUACUUAAUGAUAUUGAAUCAAUUUCUCAGGAUAUUUUAAAAAUUACCAACGACCAAGCUGCCGAAAAUAGCACUCAAAAACCGUACAAAAGUGAACUAAACGUUGUCCUAAUGCCAAACCCGAUGCCACUGCUCGGUUUCGAAAAAUACAAAAACUUACAAAACAGUUUCGAAAGUUUACACUCGAAAUCGGCGGAAAAACUCAACAAUUGUGAUCAAACAAAUCCAUUUUUCGCCGAACAAAAUUCGGAUUUUUUCAAUUCGCGUUACAACCCUGACAAUUUUCAAAAAGGCUCAAAAACUAAUCUUCUAGAACUGACCAACUCGUCCGAUUUGAUUUCGAGCGAAAAUGAGGAAAAUCUUAAAUUUCAAACGUCAAAGACCGAAAACACUGAGGAGAAAAAAUCACCGAAAGAGAGUUUUCGUAGGAAGGUUUCCAUCCAUUUUAAGGGUAAAAAAGAAAAGAAAAACUCAAUUUUUGAUAUAAAAUUUGGUGCUUCUGAACCGAAACAUCAAAAAACGCCAAGUGUGGAGUCCCGGAAAACACCGGAACCUAAAACUUCCAGUUCCGGAUCUGAGAAAAAGAAACCGGAGGAGAAAAAGGCGCGGAAAAGUGUGUCGGUGAGCCCGGAUAGAAAACACGUCCAUGUCAAAGAUGAGAAAAAAGAUAACGACCAGAAACGGCACCGCAAGCACCGAAAGAGCCGCCGGGGGACCCUCACCAGCGUGGAGCGCCCCCACCGCGAGCGCUCCUUCUCGGUGUGCACCGACCGGUCGGAGCACCGCUUCGGGGCCCCCUUCGAGGACUCGGAGCGCGAACGCACCAACAGCCUCAGCAGUUGCGAGACAGUCAAGACGCGCAAAAUGUCCAACAUUUCCAACAUUCCGCUCAAUGGAAAAGUGCCGUGGUGUGCGUGCUGGGGCAAUGGGUGCAUUUAGACACUUACCAAGAAUCGUCGAUGUUGCGAGCAGGAAGACACAGAGGUGUUUGUUCAUGAUUAGGUCAGCGACAUUGUUUGGCACCGGGUCUGGGUCAAGGGGGCAAAGGGUCGAUGCACCUGCAGGAGCCACAAAUAAAGCAAGGUGCUAACGGGGCGCUUUUAUUACUUACGGUUGAUAAACAAAUAAAUUGCACUGGAAAUAACGCCGAUUUGUGUAAAUAUACACAAAGAAUGUUUUGGGAUGGUUUGACAGAUGAAAAGUUACUAAAAAUAGAAACGCACCAAAAAAAUGUUGGCAACGCCACGCGACGGAAUUUUGCAGUGGACCAGUGGACUACUCACCCAAACAAAUCAUUCGAGAAAAAAUACAUGUUCUUUUACUUAAAUUAAAUUGUUGUGAUACCAAUACGAAAGAAUCUAUACUGUUUUGUCCUUUAUUGUAUGAUAAUUUAUAAUAAAUAAAUUGAUAUCUCGUUUUCUACAGCCAA